AUAGAACCGUCCUCCCGUGAACUCGGCUGCCUUUGUUGAUCUAGAAGUAGUGGAGCGGGCUACACGAUCCAAAACCCAAAACCCCCCAGAUGCAAUUUUGCUGUUCUGGUUUUGCUCCAUCAACAUUCUUGAUGAACAGGUUCUGCAAACUAGUCGUUGUGAAAUUGAUGCACUGAACCUGCAGCAUCCAACUGACCCUUUAAAUCAAAUCACUGACACCUCUUCCUAAAUUUAAAAAUUUACUGAAACCGAAAGAAAUACAAUAAUCACAAAGCAGCAACAAGUGAAAACCGCACCUCCCAAGCCACGGAUUUUUGUACCGGAGUGAAAUUUCAGCAUAUUUAACUGUUCUCUUUUGGGUACAUUCCAAGAAAAAAUAGUGUUCAAUUUAGUCCCCCCAUUAUUGAAUUCACAAUUCCACCUCCUUUCUCCUAUUCUUUUGUCCCCGGGAUCACCGCAAAAACUUUACCUUUAAAAUGCAUAAAAUAAUGGACACAACGGUCUUCAGUCACAUGGCGCCUCCAGUUUGUUUUCAAAAAAGGUUUUAAGGACUUUGAGUGCCUGUUCUGCCCUGAAGCCCCCGUUAACUCUCUCUACCUGCUCUCUCCUUUUCGAGAUUCUUCAGUUUAAAUACAGGGUCACUGACUUUUAAUCCCUUUGUGUAAAAAGUUGCGGAGGGCUUGCAACUUUUUGGCUACAUGGGGAAUUGCUCACUCAAAGGGGAUGCUGGGAAGAGCCCUCCCAAGAAGAGUGGCAACUUCCGGGUGCUCACCGAUGCCGGGGUGAUCGUCGAAUUCCAGGGCCCCAAGAUAGUCCAGGACGUGCUCGAUCACUACCCUGGGUACGGCUUGUUCAGGCAGGGCUGCGCGUCGUCUCGAUUGCCUUGCGACGAGCGUCUUGCUGGCGGCAAAAUGUAUUAUCUCCUUCCGCUCCGGAAGGAGCAAGGGCAGGAACGAGACAUGGAGGUUGGGCGGGAAUUAGAGGCGAAGGAGGAUGUCAGCCCCGCUGGCUUGGAGGGGAGAUCUUUGGGUGCUGGGUUGGAUCUCGUCGAGAAGUUCGCUGGGGGGCUGGGCCCGGCGAUGGAGGUGCUGCCACGGGAUGGGAAUGGGAUGUGGAAGGUGAAGCUGGCGAUGGAUACAAAGCAGCUGGAGGAGAUACUGUCUCAGCAGGUCAAUGUGGAGGCCCUGAUAGAGCAGAUGAGGAUGGCCGCGAGUUCGGCUUCUCUCCCGCCGAAGAGAGCAAAGGGUUCAUGGGCGGUCGGUUGGAAGCCAGCUCUUUCUAAUGUGUUCAAAGCUGGGUUUGAUGAUGGGAAGUGAAAGCAAGCAGAGGGUUUUGGUUUGAGAGCCAUCUCUAGUUUGGGAAGGAUUAGGGAAGGUGUAGUGAGUUACUUUUAUGUGUUAAUGUGAAACGGCAUGAUAUGUCUGAUUAUCAUGCGUGCAUAUACUGAUCUUUUAGCUUGACUUACCAUUCCAAUUUUGGUGGCAAAAUUGUACUCGAAGGAUCUGGAUUUUGGCUUCUUGUCUCUAUAA
Syzygium oleosum is the source of this 1529-nucleotide messenger RNA. RefSeq lists its product as uncharacterized. The transcript has a single exon. The record is from RefSeq and is a predicted model, not a curated record. The coding region runs from base 699 to 1316 and encodes 205 amino acids. Lineage: Eukaryota; Viridiplantae; Streptophyta; Magnoliopsida; Myrtales; Myrtaceae.